Molecule: messenger RNA, 2397 nt
Organism: Rhinopithecus roxellana (golden snub-nosed monkey)
Lineage: Eukaryota; Metazoa; Chordata; Mammalia; Primates; Cercopithecidae
Gene: SGTA
Product: small glutamine rich tetratricopeptide repeat containing alpha
Exons: 12
Coding region: 249-1190 (313 amino acids)
Biological process (GO): post-translational protein targeting to endoplasmic reticulum membrane
Cellular component (GO): membrane; TRC complex
Molecular function (GO): protein binding; molecular adaptor activity
Source: RefSeq, a predicted model, not a curated record
CGGCGGAGGGGACCUCCGUGGGGCCUCAGAACCAGCCUCGGAGCACUCAGGAGGCCCUGGGAGCAGGCGGGUUCUCUAGGGCCGCCCCUGCUGGCCUCACACUUUCUGGCUGUGCGCAUGGCUGGAUUGGUGGGGUCCGGGCCUCAGGUCAUCAUCUGUGAAAUGGGCGUAUGAAGGCCUUCUACCUUGGCUGCCCUGGAGCUGAGAUCAGCCAGCACCCUUAAAGUAUUACCUCUUCUGGGCUCAAGAUGGACAGCAAGAGGCGCCUGGCCUACGCCAUCAUCCAGUUCCUGCACGAUCAGCUCCGGCACGGGGGCCUCUCGCCCGACGCUCAGGAGAGCUUGGAAGUCGCCAUCCAGUGCCUGGAGACUGCAUUUGGGGUGACGGUGGAAGACAGCGAUCUCGCGCUUCCUCAGACUCUGCCAGAGAUAUUUGAAGCGGCUGCCACGGGCAAGGAGGUGCCGCAGGACCUGAGGAGCCCUGCACGAACCCCACCUUCUGAGGAGGACUCAGCAGAGGCAGAGCGCCUCAAAACCGAAGGAAACGAGCAGAUGAAAGUGGAGAACUUUGAAGCUGCCGUGCAUUUCUACGGAAAAGCCAUCGAGCUCAACCCAGCCAACGCCGUCUAUUUCUGCAACAGAGCCGCGGCCUACAGCAAACUCGGCAACUAUACAGGCGCGGUGCAGGACUGUGAGCGGGCCAUCUGCAUCGACCCCGCCUACAGCAAGGCCUACGGCAGGAUGGGCCUGGCGCUCUCCAGCCUGAACAAGCACGUGGAGGCCGUGGCCUACUACAAGAAGGCCCUGGAGCUGGACCCUGACAACGAGACGUACAAGUCCAACCUCAAGAUAGCAGAGCUGAAGCUGCGGGAGGCCCCCAGCCCCACGGGAGGCGUGGGCAGCUUCGACAUCGCCGGCCUGCUGAACAACCCUGGCUUCAUGAGCAUGGCUUCAAACCUAAUGAACAACCCCCAGAUUCAGCAGCUCAUGUCCGGCAUGAUUUCGGGUGGCAACAACCCCUUGGGAACUCCCGGCACCAGCCCCUCGCAGAGCGACCUGGCCAGCCUCAUCCAGGCGGGUCAGCAGUUUGCCCAGCAGAUGCAGCAGCAGAACCCAGAUUUGAUAGAGCAGCUCAGGAGCCAGAUCCGGAGUCGGACGCCCAGUGCCAGCAACGACGACCAGCAGGAGUGACGCCGUCCGCUCCCGGUGCGAUCGCGUCCUUCCCCGGCUGACUGGAAUCCUUCUGGUUGUCUGCCAUUUCCUCCUGUUGGACUGCCCGAGAGAGGGGAAGAGAGAGACCUCGGACCUGCAUGUCAAGAUGGAUUUUCCCCUUUUAUCUCUGUCCUCCUCCGCUCCCUUUUUGUAACUCCCUGACAGCCCCCAAACCCUUCUUGAACUGAGAGCCAGCAAGCUGAGCGCAGACCAGCAGCGACCUCCCUUCCAGCCCCCAGAAAGCUCAGUCACCUGAGUGUUUUCUAGAAUCCUGGGGGACUCCCGGGCCGCUCUCGGAGAAGCGACCGGUUUCACGUUCAGCCGUGUGGCUUCCAAAGCCUUUUACAGCCCCCGCCCCCCAUCCCGUGGUCUGUCUGCAGGAACUCUCCCGUCCGUGAGAAGCCGCUUUCCGAGUCGACCUCCCGGCCACCCUGGCCCCACGCCUGCUCGGGAGAGCUCACUGCCAGCCGCAGCCUGCGCGCCAUGGGCCAUGUGUGUUUGCAUGAGGAACUCUUUAGUGGCAGACACCUCAGAGACGGCUGCGGUCACCCCCGGCCUCUGCAGCCCAGGAGCCGUCCUGGGUGCAUAGGACCAGUUUCUGUGACUUUUCUCCAGUUGGGCGUGUUGACAGACAUGCGUUUCCCUCCUCCCAGCCUCAUUUUCUGGUCCUCGCGAUUGAGAACCGGGGCGACAUCAUGACCUUCUGUCCCAGCCGCCUUAGCCCCAGGCACAGGGAAGGCAGCUGGACCGUUUCUGUCUGUCCCAUCCUGCUGUCCUUCUGUCCUGGGUGUUUCAUGGACCCAGGGACCCCCCCAGGAAGCUUACCCCUCCUGUUCUGGGUGGAGGCCACAGGGCACCUCAGGUGCCACCCACCUUGGCACUAAAACAGCCACCAGGAAAGCAGCCAGAUAGCCGGACAGCAGGGGCCCUUUCUCAGUUCCUGAGGCCUGGGUGUGGCAGGUGAGCCCAUGCGCCGUGGUCCCGGCCGCAGGGUUGUCAGUCGGAGUGUCCUGGGGCUGCCUGGCUCUUGGCCGUCUGUGAGGUAGGCGCAGUACCGUGUGUCGUAGGUAACAGUAGGAACGGGGGCCGCCGCGGCCCUGCAGCCCCUCACGGUGGUGAGGUGUGUGCCGAGCCCACCCGGGGUGCAGGGCGUGACGUGUGAGGAAUAAAUAGGCAUUGUGACCUC